Nomascus leucogenys (northern white-cheeked gibbon) is the source of this 2431-nucleotide messenger RNA. It is a transcript of the gene APH1A, whose product is annotated as aph-1 homolog A, gamma-secretase subunit. Gene Ontology annotation, cellular component: endoplasmic reticulum; membrane; gamma-secretase complex. Gene Ontology annotation, biological process: Notch receptor processing; positive regulation of catalytic activity; protein processing. The transcript is spliced from 8 exons. Gene Ontology annotation, molecular function: protein-macromolecule adaptor activity. Bases 910 to 1707 code for a protein of 265 amino acids. NCBI's taxonomy places the organism in Eukaryota, Metazoa, Chordata, Mammalia, Primates, Hylobatidae. The record is from RefSeq and is a predicted model, not a curated record.
CACUCUAUGGAAACUCCCCAGAUAUUCUGAGCUGGGAUUGCUCUGUGAUAGCUCCUGGGAAAGAUGUGUAUGUACCCCUCUCCUUCACAGUCCUUUCACCUCCUGCUGAAUCUCUCUAUGCUCGAUGGUUAUUUAGCAUCCCAAUUUAAAAAUUCUUUUCCUAUAAUACAGCUUUCUCUUCCCUUCUCUCCCCCUGCCCUGCCAUACAUCAGAGAACCGCCACCCGUUCUGCCUCUGAACUUUGCCUCUUGACUCUACCAGGUUGUAAGAACCACCCACUUCGCCCUCUGGCAUUUGCCAUGGCUUGAAACAUGGCCAGGCUGGAACUAGCUUUGAUUGUUCCAGACAUAUUGGAAGCUUGGAGAAGUAUUCCCCCAACCACAUCAUCUAGAUUCAAACAGGAUCUACCCCCUCUGCAGCCCUUCAAGAAGAGGUAUGAUUGCUACCACUUUUCCCUACAAAGUGACAAAAGGAAACAGCGACGGAGGCGCAACCGAACCCAGGAAUCGGUGUCUCGACUGGUCCACUCCCGGCCCACCCCCAUUAACCGGCUCGAGCCACUCCCAGGACGAAGUCAAGGCCUCGGAAGGCGACUACAACUCCCAGCAGGUCGAGCAGCUCCGCCCGCGCUGAUUCUCCAUUGGCCUUCCGGGGGUGGGGAUUAGAUGGGAGGUGGCCGUGGGGCUGCGGCCGGGAUUUGUCCCCUCUUCGGCUUCCGUAGAGGAAGUGGCGCGGACCUUCAUUUGGGGUUUCGGUUCCCCCCCUUCCCCUUCCCCGGGGUCUGGGGGUGACAUUGCACCGCGCCCCUCGUGGGGUCGCGUUGCCACCCCACGCGGACUCCCCAGCUGGCGCGCCACUCCCAUUUGCCUGUCCUGGUCAGGCCCCCACCCCCCUCCCACCUGACCAGCCAUGGGGGCUGCGGUGUUUUUCGGUUGCACUUUCGUCGCGUUCGGCCCGGCCUUUGCGCUUUUCUUGAUCACUGUGGCUGGGGACCCCCUUCGCGUUAUCAUCCUGGUCGCAGGGGCAUUUUUCUGGCUGGUCUCCCUGCUCCUGGCCUCUGUGGUCUGGUUCAUCUUGGUCCAUGUGACCGACCGGUCAGAUGCCCGGCUCCAGUACGGCCUCCUGAUUUUUGGUGCUGCUGUCUCUGUCCUUCUACAGGAGGUGUUCCGCUUCGCCUACUACAAGCUGCUUAAGAAGGCAGAUGAGGGGUUAGCAUCGCUGAGUGAGGACGGAAGAUCACCCAUCUCCAUCCGCCAGAUGGCCUAUGUUUCUGGUCUCUCCUUCGGUAUCAUCAGUGGUGUCUUCUCUGUUAUCAAUAUUUUGGCUGAUGCACUUGGGCCAGGUGUGGUUGGGAUCCAUGGAGACUCACCCUAUUACUUCCUGACUUCAGCCUUUCUGACAGCAGCCAUUAUCCUGCUCCAUACCUUUUGGGGAGUUGUGUUCUUUGAUGCCUGUGAGAGGAGACGGUACUGGGCUUUGGGCCUGGUGGUUGGGAGUCACCUACUGACAUCGGGACUGACAUUCCUGAACCCCUGGUAUGAGGCCAGCCUGCUGCCCAUCUAUGCAGUCACUGUUUCCAUGGGGCUCUGGGCCUUCAUCACAGCUGGAGGGUCCCUCCGAAGUAUUCAGCGCAGCCUCUUGUGCCGACGGCAGGAGGACAGUCGGGUGAUGGUGUAUUCUGCCCUGCGCAUCCCACCCGAGGACUGAGGGAACCUAGGGGGGACCCCUGGGCCUGGAGUGCCCUCGUGAUGUCCUCGCCCUGUAUUUCUCCAUCUCCAGUUCUGGACAGUGCAGGUUGCCAAGAAAAGGGACCUAGUUUAGCCAUUGCCCUGGAGAUGAAAUUAAUGGAGGCUCAAGGGUAGAUGAGCUCUGAGUUUCUCAGUACUCCCUCCCAAGACUGGACAUCUUGGUCUUUUUCUCAGGCCUGAGGGGAACCAUUUUUGGUGUGAUAAAUACCCUAAACUGCCUUUUUUUCUUUUUUGAGGUCGGGGGAGGGAGGAAUGUUGGAACUCUUCUAACCUCCUUGGGCUAUAUUUUUUCUCCUUGAGUUGCUCCUCAUGGCUGGGCUCAUUUCGGUCUCUUUCUCCUUGGUCCCAGACCUUGGGAGAAAGGAAGGAAGUGCAUGUUUGGGAACUGGCAUUACUGGAACUAAUGGUUUUAACCUCCUUAACCACCAGCAUCCCUCCUCUCCCCAAGGUGAAGUGGAGGGUGCUGUGGUGAGCUGGCCACUCCAGAGCUGCAGUGCCACUGGAGGAGUCAGACUACCAUGACAUUGUAGGGAAGGAGGGGAGAUUUUUUUGUAGUUUUUAAUUGGGGUGUGGGAGGGGUGGGGAGGUUUUCUAUAAACUGUAUCAUUUUCUGCUGAGGGUGGAGUGUCCCAUCCUUUUAAUCAAGGUGAUUGUGAUUUUGACUAAUAAAAAAGAAUUUGUAA